Trifolium pratense (red clover) is the source of this 1465-nucleotide messenger RNA. Its product is annotated as dof zinc finger protein DOF3.4-like. NCBI's taxonomy places the organism in Eukaryota, Viridiplantae, Streptophyta, Magnoliopsida, Fabales, Fabaceae. Gene Ontology annotation, molecular function: DNA-binding transcription factor activity; DNA binding. The transcript has a single exon. Gene Ontology annotation, biological process: regulation of DNA-templated transcription. The record is from RefSeq and is a predicted model, not a curated record. Bases 530 to 1246 code for a protein of 238 amino acids.
CUACUCCUAGUACUAAUUUAUGGAGGUUGGAGACCCUAGUGAGAAUAAAAAAUUGAUUGGAAGAGAGAAUUGAGGUCCUGUGCAGAAGGCGCAGCCCUAUAAGGCGACUGAAAGUGAAAUGUCGUGCUUAACAGAACCACUGUACUGUAGCCUGAGCCUGUACUAAAGCUGAACGAAUCCACUCUGUCUAAUAUAAGACUCAGAAUAUGUCUCUAUUUUCACCAUACAUGAUACAAUAUUCUCUCUCUGUCUCGUCUUGUCUCUUUCAAAUUCAUUCAUUUCCCACACACUCUUUCACUUCUUCCCCAUAAAAUAAAACCCACCACACUCAUAACAUAUAUUCCCACACAUCACUCAUUACACUUCUUAUUCCAUAACAAUUCAUUCUACCUUUUAGUGACGCAGCUUCUUGUCCGUCCGUCUGCUUAGUAGUUAUUUUAAUUAUAAUUUGUGUGGUAAUUUAUUCAUUCUUCAACAAAAACUUGUUUGUUUUCAAACUCUCAGCAACUAACUUCUUCAAAACUAAACAAUGCCAUCUUCAGACUCCGGUGAGAGCCGCCGAUCAACCAAACCACAAAACCGUCCAGGUCCAGGAGCACCUGCACCUGAGCAAGAGAAUCUACCAUGUCCUCGUUGUGAUUCAACCAACACUAAAUUCUGUUACUACAACAACUACAACUACUCUCAGCCACGCUAUUUCUGUAAAGGUUGUCGCCGCUACUGGACUCAAGGAGGUACUCUCCGUGACAUCCCCGUCGGCGGAGGUAACCGCAAAAACGCCAAGCGCUCCAGAACUCAGCACAUUGCGGUGACUUCCUCUUCUUCUUCGUCAGCCGUAACUUCUGCACCGGAGCACCGCCACUAUCAAUCAAUGACACCCAUCUCCGCCGUACAAGGAGGUUCUUUUCCGUACGGUGGAAAUGUUGACGAUGAAGGAAAACAGAACACGAGUGUUUCUGGGAGCUUCACUUCAUUGCUGAACAACAGCAACACUCAAGGGAACUUUCUUGCUUUAGGUGGAUUUGGAUUUGGGCUUGGACAAGGGCUUGAAGAAAUGAGCUUUGGAAUUGGGAGAUCCGGUUGGGGUUUUCCAGGAAUGGUGGCUGGAUCAAACAUUGGUGGUGUGCCAGUUGUGCCUUCAAACUCAUGGCAGUUAGAAGGUGGUGAAGGUGGUUUUGUUGGUGGUGAUUACUAUUUCUCUUGGCCUGGACUUGCAAUUUCAACACCAGUAAAUGGACUCAAAUGAAACUCUAAUUUUUCUUGGAUCUUUAAUUUUUAUGUUUUAGUUUAAGUUUAGGCAUUUUUUUCUUUCUGAUAUGGCGUGUAACUGAAUUUGGGUAUAAUUAAUCAUCAUAUAGUAGUACUGCUAAGACUUCUUAUUUUGUUUUGUUGGGGUCUCUUGAAAUCCUCUAACUCCUCUUGUCAUGUGUAUGUUUACUGGUUUAAUUAAUUAAUGGUGUUUUAU